This is a messenger RNA of Cimex lectularius (bed bug), 2536 nucleotides long. RefSeq names its product SH3 domain-containing protein Dlish (gene Dlish). The record is from RefSeq and is a predicted model, not a curated record. Gene Ontology annotation, biological process: superoxide anion generation. The transcript is spliced from 7 exons. NCBI's taxonomy places the organism in Eukaryota, Metazoa, Arthropoda, Insecta, Hemiptera, Cimicidae. Gene Ontology annotation, molecular function: protein binding; superoxide-generating NADPH oxidase activator activity. Bases 129 to 1226 code for a protein of 365 amino acids.
CGAGCCCCGAGGCAGUCUUUCCUCCCAGGGGAUUGGAAUUCCAACGAUUUUGUACAUAUCAUUUUAAGUUUGGGGGUAAUGGCCUUAAUUUACAAUUAUUUACCAUUCAGUGAGAUGUAGCUGCCGAAAUGGCAUUUCUAUGCCCUGUGAGGAUAAGGAGAGGGAAGAAGAAGAAAGCUGGCUCCACUGGUGAAUUGGAGAAAGAUGUCGUGCGGGCGCCAGGGAUGGGCCGGAUCACCGGUAGUGCCUCAAUCGAGACGCUUGUACGGGUUGGUAUUGAAAAGGAAAAUGGCCUCUCCCCAGAUAGCAAGAUGGUCGUCCUGCACGACUUCACACCAUGCGUAGACGAUGAAUUAGAAGUGAAAAGGGGUCAGGUUGUUAAUAUUUUAUACCGUGAGAACGAUUGGGUGUACGUCAUCGCUGCUGAGAGUCGACAAGAAGGGUUUAUACCACAUUCAUACUGUACGCCUUUCAACUCUCAACUCGGAGAGCUAGCCCUGAACAAUGUCAAAAAGAAACUACCUCGUAACAUCGCUGAUGGAGAUGCCGAAACUCCAGUCGAUACAAGACCUGGUGGUGGUGAGACAUCUGAUUGUGAAAGCUAUGGGAAAAAGGUUGGAACAUCCACGAAUCAGCAAACUCAAAAUAUAACAAGCUCUCAGGCAUCUUUGCACAGCGCAUCUUCCUCACAACCAGACGUUCACCCAUUUUUUAAGGAUCCCUCAGGACGGUUUGUAGUCUUAUAUACUUUUAUAGCUAGAGAUGAAAAUGAUGUUAGUGUUGAAAGGGGUGAGUUUGUAACAGUCUUGAACCGCGAAGAUCCAGAUUGGUUUUGGGUUAUUAGGUCUGAUGGGCAAGAAGGUUUUGUUCCUAGUGGCUUCGUGUACCCUGCAGAUGUUAUUCAAGGUCACAUAAAUCAAAUGAACAACAAUCAGAAUGUUCGAAAUGCUAAUGUAAAUGGAGCGGCAUCGACCCAAGGUGCCGCUCAUCCUAUGACUCCAGCAGCAAACGAUGAUCUUCGAUACCAUGGAACGGAGCUUGUUAUGUUAUACGAUUACAAGGCUCAGGCCCCGGAUGAUCUGUCUGUAAGGCGCGGCGACUGGAUUUAUGCCGAUUUAAACAAUCAAACUGUCGAUGGCUGGCUUUGGGCGUAUGCACCCAAAACAAGGAAGUACGGGUUCAUACCCAAAGCUUACGCAAGACCCCCUGCGAUGACAAGCCUCUAACCCUUUCAAAACACUUAACAUUGAGUAACCUAGUGCUGUACAAAAAAAAACAUUCCACUAAUAAUUUCUAAUCGUUAAGAUGUAUAGGUUUAAUAACGUAAAUUUUAGUACAUUCAGUUGCCAUUACAUCUAUUUAAAAAGAACUGGUGCCAGGGAGUAUAUUUAAGUAUUUAUUAUAUUUUAUUAUCGAUUUAUAUUAUUCGCUAUUUCAAUUUAAGAAAAAAAACCUUAAACCUUUGCAGUUGAAGUUGUUCAACAAAGCAGAAAAUCUAUUUAGUUUUGCUAUCUUUAAGUAUGGCUGGGUUCUAAUGUUCCAAAUGAAGUUUCCUUGGGGGUCAACAAAAAUCAUAUAAUUGAUCCCCUCUGAGUGACAUUCAAAUUUGAAAUGCAAAUUUAUCGGUAAAGAAUCAUUCAAAAUAAUUAAUAACAAUAAGGGUUUCAUGAUUGCGAUCUAAAUUUUACUUUUUGUGGAAUGGCUUUCAUUUUCAUUAAUAUUUAGUUUAUCAUCACUGGUAAUAUUAAAACCUUUAAGCCAUUUCUUUGCUGCGAUGAUUUUUCUUCCACUGUCUGAAGCGCUGUCAUAAUCAAUAUUUUUCAUUACUACUUGCUAGAUCUUUUAGACAUUUAUAAAGUAUAUAAAAUAUAUAAGACUUGCUGGUUCGUAAGGUAAUGCCAAGUACUGUAAGACUCGGCUAUAAUCCCACAUUAUUUAAAGAAAGACCACCGUUAUUGUUGUCUUAUCCACUUCAAAACAAACGUAGUAUUAUUUACACUGCUAUACCCAUGCAUAGUACAAGAACUACUUUAUACAUGUCAAAAACUGAAACGUUGGUUACUUGGUGACACUCGUUUGAAAAAGGUGGCCUCAAAACAUUCGUGACGUUCCAAACAUCACGUCAAUAGCAAAACUAAACUGGCGGCUGGGUAGAUAGAAAUAAAAGAAAUUCAGCCCUUGACCAGUUGGUUGACAUUUUCAAAAUAAAGGAUACAAAUACAUAACCCCUAAGCGCUGAGCAGAAAUCAUGUAGAGAAGUUAAGUUCUUUGUAGUUCAUACCUGUAGUGAGAAAUCAUAAUGUGGCUGCCAAUCUUUCAUGUGUAGUGAUGCUAUCUGUCAUGACUGUCUUGUUUUCUAAUCAAGGGGCUAACAAGCUGGAGUAAAUAUAAAUAAGACGUUUAAUUCAUCCUUAAAUGUUCUUCCAAUCAGCGGGUUCAAGUGAAAGCUCUUUCACCAAAUUGAUGGGGAUAUUUGGCUUCUAUUCAGGAGCCACUUCAUACACCAUUUCCUCUUCGGGUUUUUGCUUUAUAUAUA